CAAAGGCGGAAUAAAACAAGCAAGGGAGCCGUUUCAAAGUUAUAUCUCGCUUACUACUACUACUACUAUUUACAUUUAAAGCAUUAAAAACAAGCUUCAACAUUGAUCCUGCGGCCUAUAAAUUGUUUGUUUCUGUGGGAUUUGUUUAAAUUACAUGGGUAAAUACGUUGCCGUGAUAUAUUUUACCCACGCACUAGGCAAAAACACCUUUUGAUUCCGUGAUCAACGGCAGUUCUUUCAAGGUUUUGUUUUGGCUGCAAAGCAUCAGAGUUAUGAAGAUUUGUAAAACUUGAGCAAUUCACAGCCAUGGAGACAUGCAAAAAUAAGGUCAGAAGUCCACCAUCCAAGAGAAAUGUUAAUAAAAAAAGUGAUGCCAGCAAAACAAAAAACAAAAGUCCUUCAAAACAUAAGGCCAAAGGUAAUGUGAAGGGUAAUAAGGUCACUGGAAAAGCUUCAGAUAUGGAAAAAGAAAAGAAACUUAAAGAUUUUACUAGUUCAAAGACAGGAACACAAAGUAAAAUUUCAACGACAGAAUCUCUGGUCAUAGAAGAGGUUAGAAAGGAUAUGGGAAGAGAAUAUGUAGAUGAUAAUGAAAAGAUAUACAAGAGCACUAAACAGUGUGAUUCAAGAGUAAAUAUGCAAAAGCAAAGUGCAUUAGGCAAUGCAGAAGGAAUUGAAGAUGAAAUAAAAGAGACUGGUCAAGAGAUGGAAAAGGAUGAUGAGGAUGAUAGCAAGAGUGAAAAGGGUGUUGAUAAUACAAAUGUCCCAGAUAGGGAUGAUGAGGAGAAUGAAAAUUUUGGAGAUUUGUGUGAUGCCAAACUUAAGAAGGAUGAAGCAUCCAACACUCUGAAGAGGAAAUUUAAAGGUAAAUUGGGAAGUAUACCAAAGAAAACCAGAAAUACAGGUAGUGAAAUUAACAAAAUGAUGGGAGAAGUGAAGGGAACUUCUUUACUUCCAGUAGACUCACCCAUGGUAUCACAUACCCCACAAAAGGAAGCAUCAAAGCAAAAACUUAAAAGAAAAAGAACAGGUUUGAAAAAGUGUAUAAAGGAGAUGACAGGUAUUUCUAAUUCUGACUCAAGUGUUGUGAAAGAAAAAGACUAUUUUAAAGAGAAAAAGGUAAAAGACCACUUUUCCCCCAAAAAAAGGAAUCAGAAUGUUUCAGCAGAUAAUUUGACAUCCCUCUUGAAAAAUAAUAUUGAAGUUACUGAAAGUGAAUCAGAUGAUUCUCACCAAGAUUUCUCCACUGAAGGCCUAUUAGAAGAACUUCAUUUUCUUAAUGCAAGUUGUGAGAAACCAUCCUUUUCCAAGACAUUGUCAUCUCAGAGUUGCAAGACCCCCAAGAAGCAGAAAAAGUCAAAAGUCAAAGGCUUUGAAGUUUAUAGAUCAUCCACACCCACUGAUAAGAGGAGUAAGAAGUUAAAUCUUGUGAAGAAAUGCAAGGAUGAAGCUGAAAAUAAUUGGAGCAGUGUGAAGGUGGAUGAAGCAGGAAGCCCCAUUUCAGAAAUCAAAACACAAAUAAGAUCAGAAGAAGACGACUCUGAAGAUUCUGAUGAAGGAAGUCUCCAUAUUGUUGCUGAUGAUGAAAAUCCUAUUAAGAGGAAGGCAUCCUGUCAGGGCAAGCAAAGGAGGAAAAUACAGUCCAUGGAUUCGGGACUUGUUCCUCAAGAGGUGAUUGAAUUAAUACAAUCUGGUAUUGAUGAAGUAUUAGAAGAGAAAGCAGAAAGAACACAUCUCACAGCUAUUCAUGUGAAAAACAUUAUUAAGAAUGUGAUGACUGAUGAAAAUGUCCUUGCAAUGGUACGUAACACAGUCUUAGGGAUCAACACAACUGCUACAGUAUCUUCAGCUGUAUAUGAACCAACCCUCACAAGGGCAAAAACAAAGGAGAUUAUACAGCAGCAGGCAGAAGGUUCUGGCCAUCGAAGCAUUUGGGCAGAACUGUCCAAGACUACCACCACUGCUAGUACAAGUUUAAAUCCAGAGACAAGAGCUUUAGUUACUACUGACUUUCCAGAGGAAGACGAAGAUGAGGAAUAUACUCCAGAAAAUGAUGAGCAUAUACUCAGUGAUGAUGAAAGUUUGGUUUCAACAAAUAUUUGUAGCACCAUUGGAUCUCCUGCAACUCCAUAUACACCUACAACACCAUUGUCAAGUUGUACAUCAUGCACUCAGUUUUCAACUGGCACACCUUGUACUGUCAGUGAUGCAGAUAGUCCUGUGCAGCUUUUGGACAAACGGUUACAGGAACUGAAGCCAAAAAGUGCUCAAAGAGUGCUAAAUUUUGAGCAACCAUUGAAACAUGAGGAAUUAGUAAGUCAACGGACACGGUCAAAACUUCCAUUGACAGAAACUCCCCUGGAAUGCCUUGAAAUGGCCUUUAAACCUCCUGAUGUUACUAAUGACAUGUACGAAACAGAAGUUUUGGAUGAUGAUUGGAAAACUUUUCUUAUAGAUUUUAUCCAUCCUCUUGAAAGUACUGAAGUUGCUGAAGACGAGGAAGCAGAUCCUGAGUACAACAUCUUAGAAGAUAAAGAAGACGCAAGUGAUUUGAGGGAAGAAAUGCGUGGGGAUCGUGCUGUGCAGAUCUCAAAAAAAGAAAUAAAUGAUCUUUUAACAGAACUUCUCGGUACAUUGGAUAGUGAUGAAGAGUCAGCAGAGCCAGUGAGGAAGCAUCUUUCACAACAUAUGAAUGCUGGUAGUAUUCAGAAGAGAAAGCCUUCUCAGCUGAAGAACACUGAAUCCCAGAAGAAUGCUCCAGUCAAACAAGAAGUAGGUCCACCAUCAAACGUCAUAUGGGUUGAAGUUCUGACUGCCAAGUUUACACCUUACCAGUUUGAUGUUCUCCGGCAACAGAUGUCACAGCAUGUUCAGUUAUUGGCUACAACAGUGUUACUAAGUGAUGAAUUGACUGAAAAUACUGUUGCAGAUUCAGCCAGACAAUUGUUGGAAGAAAUGAAGACCAAUAGCUCUGUCAGUGAGCACAAAAAUACAUUUUUUCAUCCCUUUAACCUUGAUGCCACUCUUAGCAUGGUACAGCUGUUUGAUAAAAGUAAAACUGAAGGGAACACGCCAAAAUCAGAAACAAAAAAGAGCACUGUAGAAUUAACGCCACGGGUAGUAGAAGCUAUCUUGAAUUCAACAGCUUUUCCAUACCCAAAUUUAUUACCUAAACGAAUGUUUAGUGACUCUACGAAAAAUAAGACCAUAUUUGUACCAGGGGAAGACAUGCUAGUUGUGAUGGCUAUGCUUAAUUAUCUGAUACCCAAAAGUGAACCAGGAAAGGUCAUAAAGCUUCCUCCUCAGCUUUCUAAAGUAUUAAAGGAAUCUUUAAAAGAUAGGGUUUUGCACAAGACUGCCAAGCAAAUACAAUCUAGAAUCAAGAAUGUGCGGCAGAACUUGAAAGAGCAUCUUGCAAAUCAAAAUCCUCUUGCGAUGUUCAUUGAUUCUGGAAAGGUAGAUCUUCCUGUUGCCGUGUUAGAACCUCAUUUGCCAAGUGUUCCGUGCCUUGUGAAAGACAUGCCAGAAAAGCUGUUGCCAGAGCCGUGGCAGAAGAUUCUGAAAUCAAGAAGACAAACUGAAUCUCGGAAGUUAAGAAUAAAUACAGAAAAUUUGAGGAUUCAAAACAGUACCGUUAGUGCAGACAGCCCAACCCUCCACUUCUAAAGGUCAAUCACAGGAAGAAAAAUGGUCAAAAUUCAGCCAAAGAGCUGUGCACAAGUUCUGGUACCAUCAGCCUAUACUCCAAUUGCGUUACAUCCACCCAUAUCAUUUGCUUAUAGUGGCCCAGGAAUAGCUGUUUUACCUCCAGUAACAACCAUUACAACCUUACCUGUGCAGAGCUCAUUAGCUGUACCUUUAUCUAUUACAAAACCAGUUACAAGCACUCCAUCAUAUGUAGUAUCAUUUACAAUGCCAUCUGUAUCACAGCGUGGAGAGAACCUGAUGCUCCUGUCACAAUCCAGAACCCUGAGAACCCUGUUUCAUGUGAUUCAGUCAGUGAUAAGAUUUCAUACUAUUUCACAAGAGGAAAAUUCUGGUACCAAUGCAGCUGAUCUGAAGACUACAGUUGCGAAAUCUUAUUCUGAACUUCCAAGUGAUAUAUCAAGUGCAGGUGAACUUAUAUCAGAUCAUUCUAAUGAAAGUGAUACUCUUUUGUCUAAGAAAAUGAGUUUAGGAGAAAGUCAUCAUUACCCUCUUGAAACACCACAUAAAUCACCUUGUUUAUCAUUGCAAGAUAUACCAACUCCAAUUUGUCAUAUGCCAUCACUUUUGAGUACACCUGAAAAAUCGAAUUCAAGUCCUGCUAAUGACAAUAAAUCGUGUAUUUCAGCAAAGUAUAAUUUAUGUUGGGAGAGGAAAGGCAAUCAAAAUGAAACAAAUAAUGGUUCAGAAUCAGUAGGGUUAGCCUGCAGCCACCCAGAAAAUUUUACAGGUAAAAAUGAAAAAGAAAGUAACCCCAAGAGAAAUGUGACUAACCCAGAAUAUGCAAGUAAUGCUUUAUCAAAGGAAUACAAAGAGGCUUCCACUGAGAAAACAGGCAAACCUGAAUCUUCUUUGGAUAGUCAAGGCCCACUGCAUGGUACAAGUGCUACAAUGGUCACUUCUAUUUAUCAAAGUCCAAUUCCGUCAUCUGGUAUUGGUGGGAUAGAGAACAUACGACUUAUAAUGAAUGUAUCUCCUCAAAAAACCUACACACCAUAUCGUAAGAUUUCUCCUGCAAAGAUUUUGAGGUCACCAAUUAAGACAUCUCCCAUGAAGAAGGUAUCUCCUAUUCUAAGAAAGUAUGGAUAUCGUAGUAAAAUACGCCCCAGCAGUAAAAAACUUUCACCAAUCCUUCCCAAAUUAACUCCUCAGAAACCUCAGCGAAUUAAGUCUCCAGCACAAAGAAGGUUAACACCAAAAAUUCCAAAGGAGGACUCACCAAAACCAGAAUCGCAAAACUAUGGUGCAAAUAAAAGCAAUAAUAUAGAUCAACUUCCUCAAGUGGAAGAAGAAUUGCCAUUGGUUAAUGAAGCAUCUAGCAAUUCAAGUCAUCUCAAGUCAUCAGUACCCCAUUUAGAAGAGGAAUUUGAAGAAGAUGAUUUAGAGGAAGAGGAGGAUGAAGAAGAGGAGGAGGACUCAGAAGCAGCACAACAACGUGAGGAACAUUUAGCUGCCCUUUUAAAAGCCUCAUCUACAAUAGCUGGGAAAAAGGGUGAUAAAUUGAGUGGAGGUGAUAUAGGACCUGCAGAGAGAAGACUUAAUAAACAGCAAAGAAGACUUCAAGCUAGAAUUACUGCAUUGUCUAUAGUACAAGAUUCUUUCUCAAAGGAUUUAUCUAUGGCUCAAAGUUACUUGAUGCGAGUUCGAGAAGCUCUGACAGGAAGAGAUCCAGCAUUGUAUAAGAAGUUCCUCUGCAUCCUUAAUGAGUUUACAGAAAAUGCUAGUGAUUCUCCUGUUGAACUUUACGGUCACUUGUGCGAAGUCUUGAAAGACUUUCCGCAACUGAAAGAUGAAUUUGUCUCAUUUCUACUACCUCAACAAGCUAUAGCUAUUGGGAAAUAUGCCCAAUAUUGUGCUAUUCAUAGGAUGAAAGAUUUCUUAGAUAAGCUCAAGUUACAGUUUUGGAACCAGCCACAACGCAUCCAAAAAAUUGUCAGGGCUCUUCAGUCACUGCAGAAUAAUACAGAAAUUAAUGUGGAGAAAGUGAAGGCUUCUAUAUGUCCUCUACUACGGUAUCCUCAUUUAGUAGAGAGUUUUACCCAGUGUUUUGCUUCUCAGCCUCCUCCUCCAAGUCUUUCAAGUGAUUUUGAAGAUAUAUCUUUAGAAAAGUCUCACACCCCAGACAGUGUAGAAAAUUUAACACUACCUGAUGAUGACACAGUUACUUCUCCUGACCACUGUGGCUGCCCUUGUCAUGUGCCAGCCACUGGUUCAUCUUUAAAUACAACACGCAGUGACCACUGUCAGUCUUGUGCCAUAAGAUUUUCAGAAGGUCGAGUUUACCUCCAGUAUGGCAAAACACUUCGUCCAGCAAAGGUUACUUUUCACUCUUUGGAUGGAAACAGUAGAGAUUCAGUUGAUUUCAAUGAUGGAUGUGAAAUAUCAGGUAAAGGCAAAGGUACUGGGUCAAAAAAAGCAUCACAACCAAAGGACUCUGGCGAAAGUGGUUUUGUGAGAAACAAAGAAAACAUGAAUACCAUAAAUCUUGAAAGCCAUACUUCAAGUUAUGUUGAGCAUAAAGGUCCACCUUAUUUAGGAGAGAAGGUAACUAAAGAUGAGUUGCCUAAUCCGUUUGGCAAACAGAAAGAGAGUGCUACUGGCCGAGUCAGUCUACCAAAGAAAAGUUUGUCUUCCAGAUAUGAAGAAAAAGGAGAUAAUGUAGAUGAUGAUGUGAUUAGUGACUCACAGCAGACACCAAGUACAUCUAGUUUUAGUGUAAAAGCAAGAAGUACCAUGAAUGUGGACUCUGAUGUAAAUUUGAAAACCCGUAGAAAGCCUGGAGCAGUGAAUUCACCAUCUAAAGAUACUCAUGGCAAUGAUUCUUUUCAGUCUUCAAGUAUUAAAAACAAAAGUUCAAGUGUCUUUUCCUCAGGUUUGCAUUUACCCGUGCAAAGUUCUCUGGGUGAAGUUUCAAGAUCUGAUUCUUUGCAAGACAGCUCAGCUUUAGGAAAAAAACCCAAAGAAACUACAGUUUUGACUUCUUCAGGACAUAGGAAAGAUAUUCCUAACAUAAUCCAGAAAAUUGUUGAGUCAAAAAAUACAGAUGAUUUGGCUGCCAGUGAUAUUGAUAAUGUUCCAAACAGAAGUAAGAAAAGUACUGAAGAUGGGAAAGAGAGGUGCACAUUUAAUACUCUGUCUGAAAAAUAUAAUGCUCCGAAUAUACUCCAAGCCUCAGAUGCAAGUAUUUGGACACAAGAAGAAGAUAGACUUUUGCUGAUGGUGCUUCAGAAGAAAGGGUCCAUUGAGCCUGCAGUACAAGAAAUUAUGAGAAUCAUCCCAAGCAGAACACAUGAUGAGGUGGUAGAGCACUUCAACAUUUUAUUAGGACAGAAGAUGGAAGAAUCUGACAUGGAGGAUAUUGUGUUAAGUAGCGAAGAUGAUAGUACAAAAGACUAGUAUUUUUGUGAAUGCUACUAUGAUUUUUGAAACACAUGGUGCUAGCACUACAAAAGUGACAUUUUGUUGAAAAUACUUUAGUGUAAUGUAUAUAUUUAGUAGAGCCCUUUGAGUUACAGCAUUAUUUACAGAAGCUAGCUUACUGUUUGUUGAUUGCUGGCUACCACUAAUCUCUUAUUUAUAGUAACAUUCAGUUGUGUACCAGUUUCUGAAUUUAUGGAUAUUUUCCUAGAUUAUGAAUUAUUCAACAAGUUGAAUUCUUAAACUCAUGUUCAUGGAAUAUGUAUUCUCUUAAAAGAACUUUUCAUACAGUAUUUUUGUCAAAGUUUUUAUCUUUAUUUUAUAAAGUAAUUUGUUAUAAAAUGUACAUUUUGAGAAUUAAAGUGCUUUAUGCUAUGAUAAAUAAAGAAAAUUUUAGAUUUUUUAGAACAAGAUAUAUGUAAUGUUUAAGAAAGAUGGUGGUUUGUUAGCGAAAAAUGUGGUAUAAAGAAAACAGAUAAUAACAUAAAGUUUUUUGUUAAGUAAAGAUUACAUAAAUACCCCAGUAAGUACCUGUAUUAUUUACUUUAGUUAUAAUGUACAAUAUUACAAAUAUAUAUUGUUUCUUGA
This is a messenger RNA of Macrobrachium nipponense, 7710 nucleotides long. It is a transcript of the gene mute, whose product is annotated as GON-4-like protein. Gene Ontology annotation, molecular function: transcription coregulator activity. Gene Ontology annotation, biological process: regulation of DNA-templated transcription. The record is from RefSeq and is a predicted model, not a curated record. Gene Ontology annotation, cellular component: nucleus. NCBI's taxonomy places the organism in Eukaryota, Metazoa, Arthropoda, Malacostraca, Decapoda, Palaemonidae.